AUGACCAAGUACAAAAAGUUGCCAGUUUCUUGUCAUAAUUGUCGGAAGAGCAAGACAAAAUGCGAUAGAAACUACCCUUGUUCCAAAUGCUACUUAAAGGAUAUUGAGUGCUCCUACCCUGACAAGUUCAGGUCCUUAAGAUUAGACAAGCUGAUAAAGUCGAAGUCGUCAGGGGAAACUGUAAAGACUGAAAGCUCUUCCAUUCUAGGUUAUGACUCAAAUAAAAUGCAGCAGAUAACACCACCAGAAGAGUUUUAUAUGGAAGACUUGUCAGCCUUCUCAACUGCUAGCUCUGACUCAAAAUCUCACAGUACAGAUUGUGAGACGAGAAUAGACAUUCCUGGUAUCAAAAAGAGUAUCCAGUUUUCUCAUCAGUCUGACCUCAUGUUUCUUGACACAAGCUUUGAAGUUUCAGGGAGUUUGGUCUCUGUUACCCAGUAUCCCGAGGGAAUGGACAACCCUCUUGAGUUUCCACAGUUUGUGCAGGACAAAGAAAAGAACAUUACAUUGAUUAAAACCUUACUUCAUGAAUACUUUCGCGUUGCUGACCUUCCUACGUUCAGCUUUCCCAUUCGUUUCGAAGAGAUGUCUAGAAUAAUAGAUGAUGCUGAAAAGAAUAAUACGUGGCAUCUCCAUAAAGAUCAUCUUUUUUUGGCUAUAUCAAUUCUACUUCGUAUACUCAACAUUAUACCGUUGGAACAUCCUCUUCUCACUAACUGUGUGUUUUUGAAGGAUAAAGAAGUUCAGGUUGAUCUCUUCAAGAGAUUUUUUUUUUACGAAAUCUUCUUAUAUUAG
This is a messenger RNA of Komagataella phaffii GS115, 795 nucleotides long. RefSeq lists its product as hypothetical. NCBI's taxonomy places the organism in Eukaryota, Fungi, Ascomycota, Pichiomycetes, Pichiales, Pichiaceae. Gene Ontology annotation, biological process: regulation of DNA-templated transcription. The coding region runs from base 1 to 795 and encodes 264 amino acids. The transcript has a single exon. The record is from RefSeq and is a predicted model, not a curated record. Gene Ontology annotation, molecular function: DNA-binding transcription factor activity, RNA polymerase II-specific; zinc ion binding.